Lepisosteus oculatus (spotted gar) is the source of this 463-nucleotide messenger RNA. Its product is annotated as insulin-like. Gene Ontology annotation, molecular function: hormone activity. The record is from RefSeq and is a predicted model, not a curated record. Gene Ontology annotation, cellular component: extracellular region. Lineage: Eukaryota; Metazoa; Chordata; Actinopteri; Semionotiformes; Lepisosteidae.
UUUCAACUUCCAAUUUGCUUUGUUGAAGCGCUUGUACUAUGGCUCGGCGGUUCCAAGUUUUCUCUCUGCUCGCCCUGCUGGUCCUCACUUCUCCACCCGUGACUGAUGCUGCAGCCAAUCAGCAUCUCUGCGGGUCUCACUUAGCGGAAGCCCUGUAUUUGGUCUGCGGAGAGCGGGGAUUCACCUACGAUCCCGAUAAAAUGAGCGGAACGGAGCCGGGACUUGGUUUGCUCACUGGAAAAGCUGGGGAGGAGAAUGUAGUGGACGAAUAUCCAUUCAAGGAACAAGGAGAGAUGAAAGUGAAGAGAGGCAUCAUUGAACAGUGCUGCCACAAGCCUUGCACCAUAUACGAACUGGAAAGUUACUGCAAUUAAAGCCAAGUGAUUACACUAAAUUAAUGUGAUUUAAAAUAUCCAUGUGUUGCAUUAUUUUGAAACAUUAAAGAUUUAAAAACAUUGAAAAA